CAGUCUAUCUCAGAACCAGACAAGACCAAAUAAUAUAAGCUACAGAACAACUAAAAUUGGGUAUAGACGAAUCCAGAUCCACAUGUCUCACUUAGGAGAUUCAGUCGAAAAGGACUAAGCUACUUUCUUGCUGGCAUAGGACUGUAUGAAUGUAUGAAAGCCAGUAGUGUUUAUUGUGCUAUAGGGGCAUGCUGAAUCAGGUAACAACACAUCCUUUAUGUGAGUGUUGAGGAGAGGCGGAGAAACCACCGUGGCGGGCUGGGCUCGCAGGAUCCUCUUCCUGUGUGAGUACACACAUGCUCUUUAUUCACCGCACUUUAUACACUCGUGCUUACGGUCCAGAGCUUGAAGACCGGGGUAUCGCAACGAGAAUCUUCCACUGGAAUAAGGAGAAAUGGUUGAAUGAAAGGCAACUCAUGGAAGUACACAUCUAGAAAGAACUGCCAGUUGUGAAUUCACCUUCUUCUAGAGAAUGUGGUUUCCCCUCUCUGCAGUUUACUCAAUUUCCGACCAUGACAAAAAAUGGGUCAUCAUCCCUAAACAUGAGACCAGUGGAACAUAGGGCAAGUCAAAGAGAGACAGACAUUCUCUCAGGGGUCUGUAAUGGAACCUCAGCAUCAGACAGGAAGGAAAGAACAAGGUGAACAGAGAAAGUAGUGGGACCAUUGUGAUGUGACUCACUGAUGAAUAGCGUCUGCUACCAAUGAAUGGAUCAGAAAUAGAAGUAGCCAGGUUCUGGACCCUGUUGAGCCUUCCUGGGCCUCAUCCAGGGGAGAAGGCGGCGUGGGCAAUGGGCCUCACCCUUGACCACAGACAUACGGAUGAAGAACCCAGACAUUGGUAUAAGCAAUGUACAAUGAGACAAAUAAUGAGCAAAGUUAUCAUUCUGGCUGAUCUUCUCUGGUUAGUCAGACAUUAUUAACAAUCACACAGACAAUUCCAUUCUAGUGGACGGUGAGACUGUAUUCACCGCUGGAGGGUAAGGUGUGUCCAGUUGUGUGUGUUUCCCUGGGUCCUCUGGGUGAUAGCGGGAUGCUGCGGAGGGGUCUGCUGGCCUGGGUGUCCCGUGUGGGCGUUCUGCUGGUCGUAGUGUGCUGCUCUCUGUCCCUCCUCUACGUCAUGACCUGCAGCCCCCACACCGAGGACAACCUGGUGAGCCAUGCCCUGCCACGCCCCGGGAUGGGGGUUGGGAUAGGAGGGGCAGCGGGGGGCACGGGGGCGGCUCAGAGCGGACCCACUGGGCGGAAUGGAUACCAAGCCAUGCUUGCAGAGCGCGAGGAGCAACACAAGUUCCACAUCACUAGUUUAAAGAAACAAAUCGCCCAGCUGAAGGAGGCGCUACAGGAGCGCAGCCAGCAGCUGAAAGGAGUUCAAGACUCCAUGGAGCGGGGGACAGGGGGAGGCCGGGGUGGCCAGUCCCCAGGAGGAGGUAUCCUUGGGGAGGGAGGACAAGGGCCAGGGGCCGACAGGAGCCACGCUGACCUUCAGGAGUUCCUCCACAGCCAGCUGGGCCGGGCGGAGGUCCACCAGGGGACUAGACUACCCAGUGAGUACGCCAUGGUGCCCUUCGAGAGCUUCACCCUGCAGAGGGUGUACCAGCUGGAGAUGGGCCUGACAAGGCACCCUGAGGAGAAGCCUGUGAGGAAGGACCGGAGGGAUGAGCUGAGUGAAGCGCUAGAGACAGCCCUGCAGAGUCUCAACACGCCCCGCAACGGAGCAGACAAGGGCCACACCACCAAGGUCUACUCAGCAUCAGACUUCAUAGAAGGUAUCACUCGGACGGAGAAGGACAAAGGCACUGUGUAUGAGCUCACCUUCAAAGGUGACCAGAGCCGUGAGUUCAGGAAGCUGGUUCUGUUCCGUCCCUUUGGGCCGCUGAUGAAGGUGAAGAACGAGAGGGUGGACACAGCCAACGUCCGCAUCAAUAUCAUAGUGCCCCUCUCCCAACGAGCCGACAAGUUCAGACACUUUAUGCACAACUUCAGAGAGGUGUGUGUGCGGCAGGACGGGCGUAUCCACCUAACUGUGGUGUACUUUGGGAAGGACCAAAUGAAUGAAGUCAGGAGCACGCUGGAGAACACAUCUAGGGAGAUCAACUUCAAGAACUUCACUCUGCUCCAGCUGAAUGAGGAGUUCUCCCGGGGGCGUGGCCUGGAUGUGGGUGCCAGGGCGUGGAAAGGAGGGAACGUUCUCCUUUUCUUCUGUGAUGUCGACAUCUACUUCACCGCUGACUUCCUCAACACCUGCCGACUCAACACUCAACCUGGUAAAAAGGUGUUCUAUCCUGUUCUGUUCAGCCAGUACAACCCAACCCUGAUUUACGGUAACCACGACUACAUCCCUCCAGUGGAGCAGCAACUGGUCAUUAAAAAGGAUACAGGAUUCUGGAGAGACUUUGGCUUCGGAAUGACAUGCCAAUACCGAUCAGAUUUCAUCAACAUAGGUGGUUUCGACGUGGACAUCAAAGGCUGGGGCGGCGAGGACGUGCACCUUUACAGGAAAUACCUUCACAGCAACCUGCUGGUGGUGCGGUCCCCGUCUAGGGGCCUCUUCCACCUGUGGCACGAGAAGCGCUGCGCGGACGAGCUGCCCCCGGAACAGUACAGGAUGUGCAUGCAGUCCAAGGCCAUGAACGAGGCCUCGCACGGCCAGCUGGGCAUGCUCUUUUUCCGACACGAGAUCGAGGCACACCUGCACAAGCAGAAACCCCAGAGGCUAAACCCUGCCAAGAAGACAUGAUGAAGACAUGAUGAGGGAGUCACACAGGACUCUAGACUUUAGGAGGAGGGCAUGACAGUAUGGCAGUCAGAGACAGUGAGGGGGAAAAAACAACAGAACAGAGAUCUAUUGUUGUGAUCUGAUGACAACAAUACUGACUCACUACGGAGGAAAAACACUCCAUUUUAUCCUCCGAUGGCAAAAUGGAUAUAUAAAACACAGCUAAGGCACCUGUCGUAUCUUGAAGAAGUGAGAGCACUGUAAAAACAACAGUGAGAGUCAAAAGGAGCAGCAGAAAGACUUGACUGCUCCGCUGUAUUUUGUUUAAAAUCAUGUGCCUCGUGUUGACUGACUGACAGCUGGUUUUGAGAGUCAUGAUGUGGCAUCUGCUGGUCUUUCUUGAAGGCUAGAUAAAGAGUAGAACUAGAUUUUCCUGUAGCCUAUUAGAGACACCUUGUGGACUGGAAGAGAACAGCAUGACUGUGAAUGGAAUGAGGAUACUCUUAAUCUGAAGUCAUGUCAGCUGGUUACGUGACUCUCCUCAGAACUGAUGAUCAAUCAAUACAUUAAAACAGGCAUUACUGAGGGUUAUGUAGAGAGACAAUGGCAACAAUGGAGGUACAUGGAAGCUAUUAGAUAUUCAUUAUUUCUCAAGCUCCACAGAAUCAAUAUACAGAUGUACUAACCUAAUUUGAUCACUCCUUUGUUGCUGAUCAUUUUCCUGCACUGCAGCAAAUGCAUAUGAGCUUUGUGAGUUACAUAAAUUCACAGAAAACCCCAACUCUAGCCUGUUUACACCUGGUGCUAACAUGGGUCCUUUGUGCACAAUCAGAAUGUGGACAAAAUCAGGACAAAUUACGCAAGUUAGAACCAGGUAUAAACGAGGUUAAUACACUGUUAUAUUAACAGUAUUGCACUUUUCAUGUUGCCUACUUUUGGCCAGUUGAUAGCCAAACCACCGAUCAAGCAACAUUGUGGACUGCUGCAGGAUUAUUUUGCUGUGACAACACAGAUCAAAUUAAGAUCCUACAUCUAUAGUGUACUGCUUUUUCACGAGUUUAACUAAUCCUACAAGUGCUUUUAUGUGCUUUUUUAUCAUCAAGAAACAAAAGAGUGUAGUUUGAAGGGUCAAAAUAAAUAUCGAGAUUUUUUUGGGCGGUAUUAUGGUGUGCUGUUUGAGCAGGAAGCUAUGAGGGUAUCACGUUUGUCGUAAGAAUUAUCGGACCAAGGUGCAGCGUGAUAUGGUUUCCACAUGUAUAUUAACUGAAAAACAAUGAAGAAUGAACAAAACGUGAAGACAAUGGCGUGCUCACAGGCAACUACACAUAAACAAGAUCCCACAAACACAGGUGGGAAAAAUAACUACUUAAAUAUGAUCCCCAAUUAGAGACAACAAUUACCAGCUGC
Oncorhynchus tshawytscha (Chinook salmon) is the source of this 4125-nucleotide messenger RNA. RefSeq names its product chondroitin sulfate N-acetylgalactosaminyltransferase 1. The record is from RefSeq and is a predicted model, not a curated record. Lineage: Eukaryota; Metazoa; Chordata; Actinopteri; Salmoniformes; Salmonidae. Gene Ontology annotation, molecular function: glucuronosyl-N-acetylgalactosaminyl-proteoglycan 4-beta-N-acetylgalactosaminyltransferase activity. Gene Ontology annotation, cellular component: Golgi cisterna membrane. The transcript is spliced from 8 exons. Bases 1033 to 2739 code for a protein of 568 amino acids.